AUGCACAAAUCACCUGUGGAUGAUGCCGGCUUUCUUUCGAGAUAUUUCUUCUGGUGGACGAGCCCUAUUAUGCGAAAGGGUUUCAAGGAAAAGUUACGACCAUCAGAUAUAUAUCAAGCUCCUUCAAAAGAUACUGCAGAUGUGCUCGCAGAACGUCUGGAAAAAGAAUGGGACAGAGAAGUUAUUUCUGCGAAGAAAAAACCCAGCCUUCUACGAGCGCUCUCCAAAUGCUUUCUUCGACCCUUCAUAUUAUUUGGAGUUCUUCUCUAUUUGGCGGAAGUCACAAAAAGUGUGCAGCCACAGCUCUUGGGACGAAUAAUAGCCUCAUUCGACCCGUACCAUGAACCAGAGCGAGAGCAGGGCUACUUCCUGGCCCUGGGCCUUGGCUUGCUGUUCAUUGCCCGUUUUCUUCUGCUGCAGCCUGCCAUGUUUGGGCUGCACCAUCUGGGCAUGCAGAUCCGCAUUGCCCUCUUUAGCUUAAUCUAUAAAAAGACACUGAAGCUAUCUAGUAGUGUUCUAGACAAGAUCAGCACAGGGCAACUGGUCAGCCUGAUGUCAGCCAAUCUGGGCAAGUUUGAUCAGAGCCUAGGCAUGGCACACUUUGUGUGGAUCUCUCCUUUGCAGUGCAUCCUGUGUGUAGGACUAAUAUGGGAGCUUAUUGAGUUUAAUAGCUUCUGUGCCCUUGCUGCAAUCUCACUACUGGGUGUCAUACAAGCCUGCCUGUCUCAUAAAAUGGGCCCCUACAAAACACAAAGAAUACAGCUCACCAAUAAGCGUUUGGCUUUGACUUCAGAGAUCAUGGAGAACCUGCACUCAGUGAAAGCCUAUGGAUGGGAAGAGAUUAUGGAGACCAUCAUUGGGAACAUCAGACAAGAAGAGGUCAAGUUGACCAGGAAGAUUGGCUCACUGCGCUACUUCUACAGCUCUGCCUAUUUCUUCUCUGCCAUUUGGGUAAUCAUAGCAGCAGUGUUGCCCCAGGCCCUCACCACUGGCAUUACAGUGCGGCGCAUCUUUACCACGCUCUCAUACUGCAUGGUGCUACGCAUGACCGUCACACGCCAGCUGCCCGCUUCGAUUCAGAUGUGGUACGACACUAUCAGGCUUAUAUGGAAAAUUGAGGAUUUUCUUAGCAAAGAAGAAUACAAAAUGAUGGAGUAUGACCUUAGCAUUACAGAGAUGAAACUUGAAAAUGUCACCGCUUCCUGGGAUGAGGGUAUUGGAGAACUGUUUGAGAAGAUCAAGCAGGAGAACAAAGUAAAUGGUAAUCCCAAUGGAAAUGGGUUCUUCUUCACUAACCUCUAUGUAACCCCCGUCCUGAGAAGCAUCAGCCUGCACUUGGAGAAAGGAGAAAUGCUGGCAGUGGCUGGAUCUACAGGUUCUGGAAAGAGUUCUUUAUUAAUGACCAUCUUGGGUGAGCUGGUCCCUUCCUCAGGGAAAAUCUGCCACAGUGGUCGCGUCUCUUACUUCUCCCAGACCGCCUGGAUCAUGCCUGGCACCAUCCGUGACAACAUCCUGUUUGGCCUGACCUAUGAUGAAUACCGUUAUAGCAGCGUGGUUAAAGCAUGCCAGCUCGAAGAGGACCUGGCUGCUCUCCCUGAGAAGGACAGAACACCUUUGGCAGAGGGAGGGUUAAAUCUGAGUGGGGGUCAGAAGGCACGGGUGGCACUGGCUAGAGCUGUAUACAGAGAUGCUGAUACCUAUCUGCUGGACGACCCUUUCACCCACCUGGACAUUGCAACAGAGAAAGAGAUUUUUGACAAGUGUCUGUGCAAGCUUAUGGUCUCCAAGACCCGCAUCGUGGUAACCAACAAGCUCGAUCACCUAAAGCGGGCGGACAAGAUCCUGCUGCUGCACAAUGGGGAGUCUUUUUUUUAUGGCUCGUUCUCAGAGCUGCAGUCGCGCCGGCCUGACUUUAGCUCUCUGCUGCUAGGUCUGGAGGCCUACGACAGCAUCACCGCAGAGCGACGUUGCUCGAUUCUCACCGAGACACUACGCAGGGUCUCGGUGGAUGAAACUUCAGGCAUCCGUUCCGAUCGACCCGCGUACCGGCAGGUGGCCCCUCCUUCCUACAAAGAUGAAAGAAAGGCUUCUGUGAUCAUCAACCCGCUGGUGGCUGACCGCAAGGCUUCCUUCAUCCCGGGGAUUGAGGAAGAGGUUAAGCGGCCACUGUCUGACCGCAAGUUCUCCCUGGUGCCUGAGAAUGAGCUGGUGGAUGAGUCAUUUAUAGUGAACGAUGUGUAUCACAAUCACGGUGUGCACAUGGCAGGCCAGAGGAGGCAGUCAGUGCUGGCAUUCAUGACAAACGCACAAGGUUCGGGCAGACGUGAUCAGCUUCAGUCCUCUUUCCGCCGCCGCCUAUCUAUCGUGCCCCAGAGUGAACUGGCCGCCGAGCUGGACAUCUAUGCUCGACGAUUGUCCAAAGAUGGUGCCUACGACAUUACCGGAGACAUGGAUGAAGAGAAUAUUGAGGCAUGCUUCGCAGAUGAACAAAUGGAGGACAUCUUCGAAACCACUAAAUGGAACACGUAUGUCCGAUAUGUGUCUACCAACAGAAGUCUCACUUAUGUUCUGAUCUUCGUUCUUAUUAUCUAUGCUAUUGAGGUAAACAUAUUAUUCAUGCUUAUAAUCAACACCAAUUAUCAAAUAGCACACAAUACCAAUAUGUCUUUGUCAAGCUCAUUAUAUGCUGUCAUCAUCCGUCCCACCAGCAGCUACUACAUUAUCUACAUUUAUGUGGCUACUUCUGAGAGCAUCUUAGCUCUGGGCUUUUUUCGGGGACUUCCACUGGUCCACACUAUGAUCACCAUCUCAAAGAAAGUGCAUCAGAAAAUGCUGAGUUCUGUACUUAGAGCACCUAUGUCUGUUCUAAACACCAUGAAGACAGGUCGUAUCAUGAAUAGGUUUACGAAAGACAUGGCUACUAUCGAUGACAUGUUGCCUCUACUAUUGUUUGACCUUGUCCAGUUGACCCUGGUGGUGGUGGGAUGUAUUUUGGUGGUGUCCAUUAUGCGGCCGUACAUUUUCCUAGCAGCAACACCUUUGGCUUUGAUCUUUAUCGUUAUGAGGAAGUAUUUCCUGCGUACAGGACAGCAGCUGAAGCAAAUGGAAACUGAAGCUCGAAGCCCCAUCUUCUCCCACCUCAUCAUCUCACUGAAAGGCUUGUGGACGAUCCGGGCCUUUGACCGGCAGGCGUACUUCGAGACACUGUUUCAUAAAGCGCUCAACACACACACAUCUGUCUGGUUCCUAUACCUCUCCACCCUGCGCUGGUUCCUCUUUCGUGCUGACAUGUUAUAUGUCUUCUUUUUUACGCUUGCUGCCUGGAUUGCAGUAGGAACCAACCAGGAUAAACCUGGUGAGAUUGGCAUUAUUAUAGCCUUGGCAAUGCUAAUUCUAGGCACCUUCCAGUGGUGCGUUGUUACCAGCAUUGCAGUGGAUGGAAUGAUGCGUUCUGUGGAGCGCGUCUUCAAGUUCAUCGACCUGCCGUCCGAGGAGCCCAAGCCUAGACUCGGCCAUCGAAAAACCUCAGACCUGGUUAUUGAAAACCAGAACGCCUGCAGUGAAACUAGCUGGCCCAGUCGUGGACAGAUGGACGUGCAGAAUUUAAUGGUCAAAUAUACUGACGGGGGGCACGCUGUGCUCAAGAACCUCUCCUUCACCGUGGAGGGGGGACAGAAGGUGGGCAUUCUAGGCAGGACAGGCUCUGGGAAAAGCACAAUGUUCAACGCACUUCUGCGCCUGGCAUACACAGAUGGAGACAUGUCCAUCGAUGGCGUUUCCUGCCAAAGCAUGGCCCUGCAGAAGUGGAGGAAGGCUUUUGGCGUGGUGCCUCAGAAGGUUUUCAUUUUUACUGGAACAUUCCGUAUGAACUUGGAUCCAUACGGAUGUCAUAGUGAUGACGAGCUGUGGAGGGUCACUGAGGAGGUGGGGCUUAAAUCGGUCAUUGAGCAGUUUCCUGACAAGCUAGACUUCCAACUGGAGUACGGCGGCCACGUUCUGAGCUACGGCCACAAGCAGCUGAUGUGUCUAGCUCGAUCCAUUCUCAGCAAGGCCCGAAUCCUGCUGCUGGAUGAACCUAGCGCAUACCUCGACCCAAUCACUGUGACGGUACUAAAGAAGAUACUGAGGCAGUCCUUCUCCACCUGCACCAUCUUACUGUGUGAACACAAAGUGGAACCUCUGCUCGAGUGCCAGUGCUUCCUGAUGAUGGAACAGGGCAAGGUGAAGACCUACGAUUCCAUCCAGCGACUCCUGAACGAGACCAGCCAGCUAAAACAGGCCAUCAGUCAGGCCGAGCGCCUCAAACUUUUCCCUAGGAGGAACUCCAGCAUGCACGUACCUCAGCCCAAACUCAGCUCCGUCACGCUCACACUGCAGGAGGAAGCAGAGGAUGAGGUUCAUGACACUCGGCUUUGAACUGCACCUAUAAGGAAAUUACAUAGAGACUCUUACCUUCAUGAGCUCCAGGUGACUUGAGACUUCUUGUAAUCCGGCACAUUGAAACACUGAUUUUAAAGUGUUUUUAUGAUGUGUACUUAUGAACCUGGUACAAUAAUUAACACAUUCUUUUAUACACAGUAAAUGUAACUUAUGGUACUUUUAUUAUUAGACACAGUGAGACCAGGAAUGAUCAGUCAUUGUAAAAAGAUUCUUUUAUGACUUGUUCCUCUCUGUGUCAUUUGUAGAUUGUUUAGAACAGCUGUAAAUCUUCUGAGCUCAUUUUAAACUUAUUUAUUGUCAGAACAGCUUUGUUCUUGUAAUAAUACUACAAUAUCUCCACAUGUACACCGA
Trichomycterus rosablanca is the source of this 4791-nucleotide messenger RNA. RefSeq names its product CF transmembrane conductance regulator (gene cftr). The record is from RefSeq and is a predicted model, not a curated record. The transcript is spliced from 26 exons. Gene Ontology annotation, cellular component: cytosol; plasma membrane; apical plasma membrane. NCBI's taxonomy places the organism in Eukaryota, Metazoa, Chordata, Actinopteri, Siluriformes, Trichomycteridae. Gene Ontology annotation, molecular function: ATP hydrolysis activity; ABC-type transporter activity; ATP binding. The coding region runs from base 1 to 4416 and encodes 1471 amino acids. Gene Ontology annotation, biological process: chloride transmembrane transport; bicarbonate transport.